AUGGAAGAAUUGAAUGAGAAGUUGGAGAAGUUGAAAUCUAUGUUAGAUUUGGAUUUUGGUGUUCAGAAGGAAGAUGCCUGUGACUGUAUUUUGAUAGCAGUCCACGGGAUCGGAACCACUGAAAAUAUGCUUGAAAAUGACUAUAAAAGCCUAAAACAUAGCCUCGAAGUUGUUAGAAAACAUUGGUUCUAUAAUCAAAAACUUAAAAUUCAUCUUUGCUUUAUUAAUUGGAAAAGAUAUAUCGUUGAUGCACAAAAUAAUGAUAUUGUUUGUAGAUUAUUUGAUAAUUAUUGUAUUGAUACGAUGAAGGGUAUGAGAAGAGUGUUUAACCUGGCAGUAAUGGACAUAAUUUUCUACCAAAACCCCAAAUUCUCAGAUUAUCUCAUGAACAACAUCGCUAACGAUUUAAAUAAUGAAAUCGCCAGACUACGCAAUCAUGUGUCUGGACAGUUUAAAGAAUCGAAAAUUGCCAUAAUUGGUUAUUCUAUGGGUUCAGUUUUGGUCUAUGAUCUCUUAAGCGUUAAUCCAUGCAGACUUUCAAAUAUUGAAGCAUCAAAGAGGCCAAGGUUAGAACAUAAAAUUGAUCUUUUUUUUGCUAUUGGAAGCCCAUUGUCAGCUGUUCUGGUUAAUCAAAAUCCUCAAUUAAUGAAAUUGGGAUUGAAGUUACCGGAAGAUAUAAAGUAUUAUAAUAUUUUUCACCCAUAUGACCCGAUAGCUUCACGAUGGGAAAAACUAAUUUAUCUAAACAUUAAUGUUCCGAAACCAGUUAUUGUACCUUAUUGGUAUAAUAAUGGUUUAAAAAAUUGGUAUAAUCUUGAUCAACAAUUUCAGGUUUGUCACACAGGUUUAUUCCCCAACUACUAUAUUAUAUAUUGUAAAUCGGUGAUUGCUGAGAAUUUGACUGAUUUUUCAAACACAAUCACUAAAGGAAUUUAUAACCUCUUUGGAACAAACCAAAAUAAUAGCAUUCUAGAUCAAAAUAUCACCAAUAAUUCCAAUAAAUUGAAGGGAAAGGUUCCAGAUGAAAGGUUAAAUAUUAAUAAGUCUGAAUCCUCAAUGUCUGAUGAAUUGGCUUCUGAAACUGUUAGAGAUGAUGACUUUUUCAGUGAUUUCGAAAUCGAUUUAUCCUCUACUAACGCCUUAGAAAAGGCUAAUAGUAAUAACACUUUACCUAAAAGAUAUGAUUAUCAGGUACAAGAAGAUGUAACGGAACAUUUUUUGAACCCUCUAGCAAUAUUACAAUCACAUAUCAGUUAUUGGGGUUCACGUGAUGUUUCCUUUUUCAUCCUCAGUGCCAUACAUCCAGUGAAGGAACGAGUGCCUCUUACAACUCUACUCUCAUUCGUUGAGUCCAAAGCAAAGGCGCUUUCUUUUUCCACAGAUAAUGAAGAUUUGAAAAAGGAAUUUUUAAAGGUUUCGGAACAAGCUAAAAAAUUACUAGAACAAAUAAACAGAGAGGUUUGUAUCAGGAACUAG
This is a messenger RNA of Theileria annulata, 1476 nucleotides long. RefSeq lists its product as uncharacterized. Gene Ontology annotation, molecular function: glycerophospholipase activity; metal ion binding. The record is from RefSeq and is a predicted model, not a curated record. NCBI's taxonomy places the organism in Eukaryota, Apicomplexa, Aconoidasida, Piroplasmida, Theileriidae. The transcript has 8 exons. Bases 1 to 1476 code for a protein of 491 amino acids. Gene Ontology annotation, cellular component: cytoplasm.